CAACCGGUGUUAAUGUAAAUAAAAGCAUCUACCCACUGGAGCAUUUUUUAAUGAAAAAUAUGAAUUAUGACAUAAAACGAGCAUGACCAUGUUAAUUUAUUUCAGUCUCGUUGUUAUUGCGACAUGUGUACGCGGUAGAAAUGUGUUGGUGUUGAUAGCUGACGAUGCAGGAUUUGAGACCAAGGUUUACAAUAACAGUGUAUGUAAAACACCAAACCUUGACAGACUGGGAGAGAAGAGCGUAAUCUUCAAAAAUGCCUUCACAUCAGUUAGCAGCUGUUCACCAAGCAGGUCUGUGAUUAUGUCCGGGCUUCCCCAGCACCAGAAUGGCAUGUAUGGGUUACAUCAGGGAUACCACCACUUUAUGAGUUUUGAUGAAGUUCAGAGUCUUCCCCUCAUCUUGAAGAGGAAUAACAUUCAUACAGGCAUAGUUGGAAAGAAACAUGUGGGGCCAAGCUACGUAUAUCCAUUUGACUUUGCUGAGACAGAAGAAAACCAUUCCAUUCUACAAGUGGGAAGAAACAUCACUUAUAUGAAACACAUGGUCAGAAAAUUCUUUCAACAAAAUGAUUCCAGACCAUUUUUCCUGUACAUUGGAUUCCACGACCCUCAUCGUUGUGGCCACACCCAUCCACAACUAGGUGCUUUCUGUGAGAAGUUUGGUAAUGGGGAACCAGAUAUGGGAACCAUCCCUGACUGGAAACCAGUGAAAUAUGACCCUGAUGAGGUGGAGGUGCCAUACUUUGUACAAAAUACACCAGCUGCGAGACAGGAUCUGGCUAAACAAUACACCACUAUAAGCAGACUUGAUCAAGGUAUAGGUCUGAUACUUGAAGAAUUAAAGAAUGCUGGUCAUGACAAGGACACUUUGAUCUUGUACUCCUCGGAUAAUGGUAUACCAUUCAUCAAUGGACGCACUAAUCUGUACGACUCAGGAAUGGCCGAACCGUUCCUCGUGUCCUCACCGUAUCAGACCAAGAGAAAUGGACAGGUGAGUGAUGUACUGGUCAGCCAUGUUGACAUUGUUCCUACCAUUCUAGACUGGUUUAAUAUACCAUACCCAAGUUAUAAACUGAAUCAUAAACCAGUCAAACCUACUGGAAAAUCUCUACUACCAGUCUUGGAUUCUGAGCCUCAUUCUGGAUUUGAGACUGUGUUUGCAAGUCAUAACCUCCAUGAGGUCACAAUGUAUUAUCCAAUGAGAGUUGUCAGGAAUAAACAGUACAAACUGAUUCAAAAUGUUAACUACAAAAUGCCAUUUGGCAUAGAUCAAGACUUUUUCAUUUCAGACUCUUUUCAAGAUCUGUUGAAUAGAACUAGAUCUGGAGUUCCAACUCAUUGGUUUAAAACCUUGAAGGAGUAUUACUAUAGGCAAUACUGGGAGUUAUAUGACAUAAAAAAUGACCCCAAGGAGACCAAAAACUUGAUUCAUCAUUCCAGUUCUGACUAUAGAAGUGUAUUUCAAAGCUUAAAACAAGAACUACAGCAAUGGCAGAAUGUGACCUUUGACCCCUGGAUUUGCGCUCCAUGGGGAGUACUUGAGGAUGCAGGGAGUUAUAAGGAAAAUCCUCAGUGUAUGAAUGCAAAUAACUAUUUGAAUCUCCAUGAUGAAUUGUGAAUCUCUGAUUAAGAUCUUAUUCAUUCAGCUGAUAAUGAUAAAAGAAGCUAGUUAGGACUUACCUUUUAUACAAUUUUUUUAACAUCCCAGGCAUUUUCAAAUUUUUCUAGUAUUUAUUCCUGUAGAAUGUACAUAUUAUAUAUAUCAGCCUCUUCAGCCUGAAGAGUGUUAUUAAGAAGCUGGCCCAUUUAAUAGAGUAUAGAAAAAUAGAAGGGAAGUCUUGAUAGCGGCCAUGAAGUUACAUUUUCAGCACUAGAUAUUCACUUGACCACAACAUUCAUUCCCUUUGCGUUUCUUAAUGCAGAAGGUCCCACUUCAUAGCUUCUAUCUUAUACAUAGUAAAACUUGAACCAUAAUUUACAAUGAACAUAAAAGGACCUUUUUUUUUGGUUCAGAGACACUGUGAUAUUCUGGUUACAUCAGGUGUCUCCAGAUUAACUUGCAGAGUAAGUAAGACCCCAGACUUACUUAGCACAUUCAGCCUUAUGCAAGUCAGCAUGAAUGAUGGCUUCCUUUUGUGUAGAAUUUCAGUCUCACCAAGGCCCAUACCAACAAAGUUAAAGGGCCAGUGAUUUUUCACCAGCAUUGCAAUUAUGCAAAAAAUGCAUUCAACAUUUUGUAUUCUCAAAUGUUAAUAAUGAUCUUUUUAUUUCAAAGUUAUGUAUUUUAUCUGUUUUGUUAUUUCCAUGCAUUAAUGAUCCAGGGUUGCCACUUAGUUGAGAAAAUGAAAUUCCCUAACUUUUCCCUGACUAAACCAUACUUUUUACUGACCAAUACCAUCAUAUUUUUUCGGCCUUCUCCUCCCCUGCAGCCAUCAAAUCAACCCUUUUAUAUGUAUUUUGUUUCAGAUUAUUACAAACUUUCAUCAAGAUUCCAAAAUUAACAUAAAAACGAAUUUGGAAAUACUUAUAAAUACUGCUUGAAGACGGCCAUAGCCACUGAACAUUUUAAACACCGACCCAGAAUUUCAUUUUUCCCAGACUUUUCUAAAAUUUCAUUUUUCGCUGACCAUUAUCAAGAUUUCCCCAACAAUUCACUGACCUUGAAAAAAAAUUGUCCUCGUCUUUUCAAGGUAAGUGGCAACCCUGUGAUCUGUAGAAAAAAAUGACCAAAGGGCGAUACGUGCCAGGAAUCAUUUGAUUUAAAGAAUCCGUUUUAUACCUAUAUGAUGUAUAUACUUGAAAUGAGGCUAGUCAGUUACCUAUAAAUCAGAUAAUGAGAAAAUGUUUCAUCAUGUAUAGAUAUAAAACUUUAAUGUUCUUAAUACCAUAAAGUGCCAAAAUGUGAUUAUCUUGGAAAUAUCUUGUAUUUUUGUAAUAAAAAAAAAAUAAUAAUGUUGUUG
Mercenaria mercenaria is the source of this 2960-nucleotide messenger RNA. RefSeq names its product N-sulphoglucosamine sulphohydrolase-like. Gene Ontology annotation, biological process: glycosaminoglycan catabolic process; heparan sulfate proteoglycan catabolic process. The transcript has 7 exons. Gene Ontology annotation, molecular function: N-sulfoglucosamine sulfohydrolase activity. NCBI's taxonomy places the organism in Eukaryota, Metazoa, Mollusca, Bivalvia, Venerida, Veneridae. Bases 83 to 1618 code for a protein of 511 amino acids. The record is from RefSeq and is a predicted model, not a curated record.